Molecule: messenger RNA, 932 nt
Organism: Saccostrea echinata
Lineage: Eukaryota; Metazoa; Mollusca; Bivalvia; Ostreida; Ostreidae
Product: ceramide-1-phosphate transfer protein-like
Exons: 2
Coding region: 166-813 (215 amino acids)
Biological process (GO): intermembrane lipid transfer; ceramide transport
Cellular component (GO): membrane; cytoplasm; cytosol
Molecular function (GO): ceramide 1-phosphate transfer activity; ceramide 1-phosphate binding
Source: RefSeq, a predicted model, not a curated record
CGACUUCCAUAGUUCAAGGUUGUGUGUCCUUUAAAUAAAUAUCGCUUACAAAAGCUGCUUUAAUUUGUACACGUUUUCAGACGAGUGCAUACGUGUACCUUUGUUUACUAACAGACUUAGUCCGAGGGUACCGUAUGAACACUUCUUGUUGAGAUUCCAUUAGAAAUGGCGGAGUUUUCCAAGAAUGAAAGGCAUGAUUUUGAUCUGGAAGUUGUUCAUCAAGGCUUCCUGCGAUGUCGACAGAACAACGAUCAGCUGAUCUUGAGAGAUUACCUGGAGGCAUACCACGAACUGAACAGAUUCUUCCGAUUAAGUGGUAGAUUGUUUGGAUUUGUAGCAAAGGACCUGGAAGAGAAAAUACACGUUCUGGAGAGUCACAUGAAUAGUCCUAAUGGUCAACAUUACAAUACCAUCCAAUCAAUGAUCGAGUUUGAGGUCACAAACAAAAUUACGAAGGUCAAGCACAAACUUCCUUCAGGCUCAAGGUCGUUGCUUCGUCUUCACAGAGGAUUAGAAUUUAUUCUCGAGUUUAUGAAACGUUUAGGUCAAAGUUCAGAUGACGACAGAUCAUCGUUGAUAGCAGCAGAAACUUACAAAGACACUCUUUCCAAAUAUCAUCCGUGGAUUGUGCAGAAAAUGGCGGGAGUUGCCAUGUACAUGUUACCCAGCAGACGACAGCUUUUUGAGACAAUGUGCAAACAUGAUUACACACAUGCGUCAGAACUCUUAGAGUCAGUCGUUAACGUAGGAGAACCAGUGUAUGACAGAACACAGAAUAUUUUUUCGGAACAUGAAUUGCUUGAUUUACCUUGAAGAAUACGUCAUCCUGUACUCUGAAGUGAACAGUAAUACUCAUUUUAAGGAAUCCAUUCCAUGUCCAUUAGGAUCGAACAUAGGCACUCCUCACCUUAUCGAUAAUUGGUAAAUAAAAA